GAGUGAAUCUCAAGAUAUUGAAAUCGAUUUACAAAUUGAUGAAGUCCGGAAAAGGCCAGCUAUUUGGGAUAUAGCUUCAGAAUCCUAUAAAAAUAAAAUUUUAAAACGACAUGCUCGGGAAGAAUUGAACAAAAUAAAAAACGAAGCUAUCACCCAAAUCCUCGUUUUUUAUUUUCACCUUGAGGCCUGAAUCUUAAAGUUAAUCCUUCUAAAAAUCAAGAAAUAUAAUAUGAGAUUUUUUUUACUGUCACUGUCACGCAUAAUCUUGUCUAGCAAAUAAAACUUCAUUGUAAUUUAUAAGCUGUGGCCCAGCAGUAUCUUCUACUAUUGUUUAACGCUUUUAUCUGUAGUCGUCUUUGUACAGUUUGGUACAGUUACUAUUUUAUAAUUUAUGAAUAAAUAUUAAAUACAAAACAUUUUAAAAUUUGAGGUUAUGUUUGUGUUCAUUUUCCUUUAAUCUUUUUAAAUUUUGCAAUUCAUUGAAUUAAGCCGGUCAAUUAACAUAGGCAUACAUAUAACUGUUAUCAUCUAAAAUGCCUACUUGGAACCAAAUUCAAUCCCAACUUCGAAAUCCGAACAACCCUGUGGUAUUUUUUGAUAUAACCGUUGGAACAACUGAAAUAGGCAGAAUGAUUUUUGAGCUAUUUGCUGAUGUUGUGCCAAAGACAAGUGAAAAUUUUAGAGAGUUUUGUACAGGAGAAUAUAGGAGGGAUGGAGUUCCACUUGGAUUCAAAGGUGCAACGUUUCAUAGAGUUAUUAAAGACUUCAUGAUACAAGGUGGUGAUUUUGUCAAUGGUGAUGGAACUGGUGUUAUGAGUAUAUAUGGAGGCAGUACAUUUGCAGAUGAAAAUUUUGCAUUAAAACAUGAUUCACCAGGCUUGCUUUCUAUGGCAAACAGUGGAAAAGACACAAAUGGAUGUCAGUUUUUCAUAACUUGUGCUAAAUGUAAUUUUCUUGAUAAUAAGCAUGUUGUGUUUGGAAGAGUAAUUGAUGGACUGUUAGUCAUGAGAAAAAUAGAAAAUGUGCCCACUGGUCCAAAUAAUAAACCAAAAAUACCUGUUACAAUAUCACAGUGUGGACAAAUGUAAAUAUAAAGCUUAAUCACA
This is a messenger RNA of Pieris brassicae (large cabbage white), 1106 nucleotides long. RefSeq names its product peptidyl-prolyl cis-trans isomerase H. The record is from RefSeq and is a predicted model, not a curated record. Gene Ontology annotation, cellular component: intracellular membrane-bounded organelle. Gene Ontology annotation, biological process: protein peptidyl-prolyl isomerization; protein folding. The coding region runs from base 534 to 1088 and encodes 184 amino acids. NCBI's taxonomy places the organism in Eukaryota, Metazoa, Arthropoda, Insecta, Lepidoptera, Pieridae. Gene Ontology annotation, molecular function: peptidyl-prolyl cis-trans isomerase activity. The transcript is spliced from 3 exons.